ACAAAUAUGAAUUCGUAUAAAGUCUAAAGCUAUAAAUACAUGUGUGAAGAGUAAAUUUGUUUAUUUAAUUUGCAAAUAACCAUACAAAUAACCCUUAUAUAUGGCAAAAGUUGGUAAAGGCAUACAAGCAUGUUUAUCAUGGGUUCAUGAAAGAGGUGGUCGUGUACCAUCGAAUGCUGUGGAAGCUGGUGAUGGAGUUUACAUAGCUCGCAUGUAUCAUUCUGGUGAUUUAAUCCCUGGAAAAUUGGUACCACAUUUGGGUAAAGCAUAUGCUAGUUACGGUGGUAAAGAAUAUGAAUUCGAUUCCUAUGAAGUGUUGUGCGAUACAAAAUUACCUUUUCGAUCUCAAAACUGUUACAUGUGGGAACGACACAGCUGUGGAAAUGUUCCAAAAUAUGCUGUCGUUGGUGGUAUUACCUCUUCUGAAGAGGCGUUGUACAUUGCUCGUGAAUAUAUUGACGGGGAACGUGUAGUUGGAAAGGUACAUGAAGGACAUGAAUGUGCCUACUUCCCUUAUGGUGGUGAAGAAAGAAAACUGCAUCAUUAUGAAGUUCUUGUAUUGAUUAAAUGAUAUCAUGGAAAAGAGUGUCUCCAUCACAUCAGCAUAAUAAAUUUCCUUCAGUGUCAUUAUUUUUAUUUGUUGAAUCAGUAAAGUUUAUACGUAUUUUAUCUGUCAUUACUUAUUACAUGAUGGUUGAAAUCUUAAUGAAAUAGUCUUGAAAUCAAGUAAUAAAUUGGUUUUCACCUCUUGCUAAUAUUAUCAUUACAAAGGCUCUCAAAUGAAGUUCUGUGAAUAUGUUAAUAACCUCUUUUACCGAAAUAAAACUGUAUUGCUUCUCAA
Messenger RNA from Trichobilharzia szidati, 841 nucleotides. Lineage: Eukaryota; Metazoa; Platyhelminthes; Trematoda; Strigeidida; Schistosomatidae. The record is from the annotation of a GenBank genome assembly.